Arvicanthis niloticus (Nile rat) is the source of this 2298-nucleotide messenger RNA. The record is from RefSeq and is a predicted model, not a curated record. Lineage: Eukaryota; Metazoa; Chordata; Mammalia; Rodentia; Muridae.
ACCAGGCAGUGUCCACAGCAGAGGGAUUUAGCUCCACCCAGGAUGUUAUCUGUGACCUGGGGCAUGAGGCUAGUGGAAAGACCUGUGGUCCCCAGGGUCCUCCUCUUGCUGUUUGCAAUCUGGCUGUUCCUCCUGGUUCCAGUCCGGUGUCCUCAAGGCCAUCCCACUUGGCGUUACAUCUCAUCGGAGGUGGUUAUUCCUCGGAAGGAGGCCUAUCAUAGCAAGGGAAUUCAAGCACAAAGACGACUCUCGUAUAGCUUGCGUUUUAGGGGCCAGAGACAUAUCAUCCACCUGAGAAGAAAGACACUUAUUUGGCCCAGACACUUGUUGCUGACAACUCAGGAUGACCAAGGAGCCUUACAGAUGGAUUAUCCUUUUUUCCCUGAAGAUUGUUAUUAUAGUGGCUACCUGGAGGGGAUCCCUGAAUCUAUGGUCACUGUGGAUACUUGUUAUGGGGGCCUGUCAGGGGUCAUGAUGUUGGAUGACCUUGCCUAUGAAAUCAAACCCCUCAAUGAUUCACAGAGGUUUGAACAUGUUGUCUCUCAGAUAGUAGCUGAGUCUGAUGUAACAGGGCCUAUGGAUGCAUGGAAGCACUUGAGUCAUAAUACAGGUCCUCCCUUCUCCAAAAUGGAAUCCGCCGAUGGAACUCCCAGAAUUUCUAGUAAGAACUAUGCUACACAUCCAGCUGCUAUAAAAGGCCAUUUUCAACUAUCCCACUCGGCAUAUCAGGAAGCUCGUGGUGAUAAAUAUCAAGUUAAUGUUGGGUACUUGUUUCAACUCAUCAGUUUGAUGGACACCUAUCUGACCAAUCUUCAUAUGCGGUACUAUGUCUUUCUUAUGACUAUGUAUGAUGAAUGGGAUCCAUUUAUAUAUGACUAUACUAUACCAGGAGGGUCUAUUCAUAUUUACUAUGUGGAAACGUUUUAUUCGACGUUUAAACCAGAUGCAUCAACUUUAAUUAAUAGAGAAGGGCCAGAGGAUAAUGAGGUCAAUCCUGUUGAAAGGAGUAUAUGUUCUGACUUAGCCCUAACCAUUAUUGGUAAAAAUUUCCGAGGUUUUAUACAGGUAUCUAUUAUAGUAACCAAUCGUGUUGGAAGGAGUUUAGGUCUAAAAGUUGAUAAUGAGGAUUACUGUGUCUGUCAGAGAAGGUCUGUCUGCAUUAUGUUCAAGGAUCCUAAAUUAACAGAUGCGUUCAGCAAUUGUUCCCUUGCGGAUAUAAGCGAAAUAGUUAAUACCCCUAAUCUGAUGCCAUGCCUUUACUAUGACCGCCAUGUUUAUUAUAACACAACACAUACCUAUACUUUUUGUGGAAACUUCAAAAUAGAUGAAGGUGAACAGUGUGACUGUGGUUCACAUAAGGCAUGCUAUGAAGAUUCCUGUUGUGGAAGUGAUUGCAAGCUCACACCUGGUAGCAUUUGUGAUAAAGAACUAUGCUGUGCAAACUGCACCUUCAGCCCUUCUGGGGUACUCUGCAGACCCAUCCAGAACAUAUGUGAUCUUCCAGAGUACUGUAACGGGAAUGUGUACCUUUGCCCAAAUGACACUUAUCUGCAAGAUGGGACACCAUGCUCAGAAGUGGGUUACUGCUAUGAAGGUAACUGCACUGACCGAGAUGUACAGUGCAAGCAUAUCUUUGGUGUAAGUGCUACGGAUGCUAAUCCUACGUGCUAUGACAUCAACAAAGAAAAAUUUCGAUUUGGACAUUGUACUAGAUUGCCAGAAAGCCUCACAUUCAAUGCUUGCACUGAGGAAGAUAAGCUGUGUGGAAGGUUGCAGUGUACCAAUGUCACCAAUCUUCCCUUCUUGCAAGAACAUGUUUCAUUCCAUCAAUCGGUUAUCUCUGGGUUUACCUGCUUUGGGCUGGAUGAACAUCGUGGGACAGAAACAACAGAUAUUGGAAUGGUGAGACCUGGUAGCCUGUGCUCCACAACUAAGUUCUGCAAUCAAGGAGCUUGCAGUGGAAGUUUAUCUCAGUUGAAUUACGACUGCACCCCUGAAAAAUGCAAUUUUAGAGGACUGUGUAAUAAUCAUCGGAAUUGCCAUUGUCAUUUAGGUUGGAAACCUCCGAGUUGCAGUGAAGGAGGGCCUAGUGGCAGCACAGAGAGUGGGUCCCCUCCACUUCGAAGGCACACAAUAAGCCAGAGCCAAGAACCAGUAGUAUUUUUAAGAAUGCUCUUUGGUCGUAUUUAUCUCUUGGUUGUCUCACUGCUUUUCGGCAUAGCAAGUCGUGCAGGAGUUAUUACGAUUUUUAAGGUUGACGAGUUGCUCGCUGCUUUACGUUCUGGACCAGGAAAAUGA